AUGGCAGACAGCGAGCUUGCGCCCAAGUUUGCUCCGUUCUUCUCCUUCGCAGGCAUUGCCGCUGCAAUGAUCUUCGGUUUCGCUGGGGCGGUUAAGAACCUCCUUAAGGACGUCAGGGAAGUCCUUACACUUAUAAUGGAUAGCAUAUCAUCGCUAGAGAAAUCGUGGUACCGUGAGAGGCCACAGUGGGCUAUGAACCGGUUACAAUGGUUCUUAUCGGUGCAGUGGUUCCCAUGGGGCCUGUUGCAACACUUGAGGGCCCUCUUACGGUACUGCGAUAUCUCUGGCGAUGACAAUGACAUCAUUUAUAAGCCGGCAGGAGCAGCUUAUGGCACAGCGAAGUCUGGCAUUGGAAUUGCAGGUGUGGGAACCUACAGGGCCGAUCUCAUCAUGAAGUCCCUCAUUCCCGUUGUUAUGUCCGGUAUCAUUGCAGUUUACGGUCUCGUUAUCGCCGUCCUUAUCGCUGGAGCAAUGGGACCAGGAAGCAAUGAGAGCUUGUACACAGGCUUCAUGCAUCUUGCCGCUGGAAUGUCAGUUGGUCUUACGGGUGUGGCGGCUGGUUAUACAAUUGGAGUUGUGGGCGAUGCAGGUGUUCGGGCAUACAUGCAGCAGUCUCGGGUCUACGUGGGAAUGAUUCUCAUACUGAUUUUCGGCGAAGUUCUUGGGCUUUAUGGCUUGAUUGUUGGUUUGAUUCUAAACUCGAAGUCUUGA
Molecule: messenger RNA, 711 nt
Organism: Penicillium roqueforti
Lineage: Eukaryota; Fungi; Ascomycota; Eurotiomycetes; Eurotiales; Aspergillaceae
Product: V-type proton ATPase proteolipid subunit
Exons: 9
Coding region: 1-711 (236 amino acids)
Biological process (GO): proton transmembrane transport
Cellular component (GO): proton-transporting V-type ATPase, V0 domain
Molecular function (GO): proton-transporting ATPase activity, rotational mechanism
Source: RefSeq, a predicted model, not a curated record